GACGCUUUUGAACGCGCAAGCAGAAAGGACGCCAUCUUCGUUUGUCAACGGACGUCAAGGUGUCUGGUCGUCGAGAGAGGAGGUUGUUCUUUAGAAGAAAGAAAGAAAGGAAUAAAAAAAAGAAGGAAGAAGAAAAAAUAAAACAGUCAUUAAGAAUGUAAAGUGCUCGUAAAGAUAAUCGCAUAAAAUCGUAACGCGUAUUUCGAAUAGAUACAAUGGCGUCUACCGAAUUUGAAAAACGUAAAGAGGAAGAAUACGAAAUGCAGCUGUUGGGCUUUCACUCGAGAGCCGUUAAUGCAACAUUGGAAAAAAUAGUUUACGAAGCUAUAGAAUCAACAUGUAAAAGUUUACGCCAAAGUUUGCAAGAUAAAUACGAUUAUGAUAAGGAUGAGUUAAAAGAGCUUAAAAAAAAUGUAAAAAAGCUAAUACAAACUUAUAGUGAACGUGCAAUGCCACAUUUAAAAUUCAUAGAGAGUAUCGUUAAGAAAUACAUUUCUAUACCAAAAAAUGUGUUGUUAGAUGAAGAUAAAUGCCAGAGUGUUCAAUAUACUGAUGAAGAAUAUGAACUAUUAGAGGAACGUUUGAAGACUUUACAGCAAAGAGCAAAGAGGGCCACUUUGUUAAACGCAGCAUUGAAAGAAGAACUAACUAUAGUAGAUCAAUUAGAAAGUUAUAUCUCUAGAAGUAACAAGAUGUGUGAUUUAGUUGAAAAUUUGUCUAUGAAUCAAGAUAACAACAGCAAAGUCAUGAAUGAAGCACUCAAACAUUACAAAGACCUAUAUAAACAGUUAAUUGCUAUGCGACCCGAAACAAAAAAAGUAAAAUAUAAUCCAUUCGAAGAUUUCAAAACUAAAGACUACGAUAUUGAUAGCCUUUGAUGGUUAUUUUAGUUGUUGAUUUUCAAAUUGUUCUCCAGCAUUCAUUACAACAUAUGCAGUGUUUAUAUAUGUAAUAUAUUUGUAUAUAGUACAUAAAAAAUUUGUAUAUUUAAAUCUUCUACGGAUCACAAAUG
Polistes dominula (European paper wasp) is the source of this 1012-nucleotide messenger RNA. RefSeq lists its product as uncharacterized. Lineage: Eukaryota; Metazoa; Arthropoda; Insecta; Hymenoptera; Vespidae. The record is from RefSeq and is a predicted model, not a curated record.